Messenger RNA from Pogoniulus pusillus (Red-fronted tinkerbird), 4801 nucleotides. Its product is annotated as chromatin remodeling regulator CECR2. NCBI's taxonomy places the organism in Eukaryota, Metazoa, Chordata, Aves, Piciformes, Lybiidae. The coding region runs from base 58 to 4503 and encodes 1481 amino acids. The transcript is spliced from 19 exons. Gene Ontology annotation, molecular function: protein binding. The record is from RefSeq and is a predicted model, not a curated record. Gene Ontology annotation, cellular component: CERF complex. Gene Ontology annotation, biological process: chromatin remodeling; single fertilization.
GCCGCCCGCGGAGUGAGGCAGCGAGCGGGCUGGUGGACGGGUAGGCAGCCGGGGGAGAUGUGCCCGGAGGAGGACGGCGGCUGCGGUGGCGGCGGCGGCGGCGUGGCCGGCACCGGCGGCUCCGAGGCGGCUGUGGCGCUGGACGAGCUUCGUUCCUGGUGGGAAGUUCCGGCCAUCGCGCAUUUCUGCUCCCUCUUCCGCACCGCAUUCCGCUUGCCGGACUUCGAAAUCGAGGAACUGGAAGCUGCUCUUCACGGGGAUGAUGUGGAGUUUAUCAGUGACCUGAUCGCCUGCCUUCUCCAAGGUUGCUACCAGCGCAGAGACAUCACAUCCCAGACGUUUCACAGCUACCUGGAGGACAUCAUCAACUACCGCUGGGAGCUGGAAGAAGGGAAGCCCAACCCCUUGCGGGAGUCCACCUUUCAGGAGCUGCCCUUGCGUACCCGAGUGGAGAUCCUGCACCGACUCUGCGACUACCGCCUCGAUGCAGAUGAUGUCUUCGACCUCCUUAAGGGCUUGGACGCCGACAGCCUGCGUGUGGAGCCACUGGGCGAGGACAGCAGCGGUGCCCUGUACUGGUACUUCUACGGCACGAGGAUGUACAAGGAGGACCCUGUGCAGGGGAAAAGCAAUGGCGAGCUGGCUCCAGACAGGGGCUGUGGGGGGCAAACAAACACCCCAAGCGUUCCCGGGAAAACCGGCAAGAGACGAGGGCGACCCCCAAAGAGGAAAAAACUACUGGAGGAAAAUUUGCUAAGGGAGAAGGCAGAAGAGAACUUGCUAAUCCGCGAGACUCAGAUAAGAAACGGGUCCCAAGGGCCUGGCCGUGGGACAUGGUGGCUGCUGUGUCAGACGGAAGAGGAGUGGAGGCAGGUCACAGAGAGCUUCAGAGAGAGGACUUCCCUUAGAGAGCGGCAGCUCUACAAACUCUUGAGUGAAGACUUCCUGCCGGAGAUCUGCAACAUGAUUGCACAGAAGGAGAAGCGUCUGCAGCGGACAGAGUUUUCUCCCAGGUGGAUGUCUGACCAUCAGCCCAUCAAACCAAUCAAGCAGGAGGUAAACCCGAACGUGCUCAGUUCAGUGGAGAAGCAGAGGCGCAGAGAGGAAGAGGAGGAGCGCCAAAUCCUUAUAGCAGUGCAGAAGAGGGAGCAGGAGCAGCUGCUAAAGGAGGAGAGGAAGAGAGAGAUGGAGGAGAAGGUCAAAGCAGUGGAAGAACGAGCCAGAAGGAGGAAGCUUCGUGAAGAGCGGGCUUGGCUGCUGGCACAAGGGAAGGAGCUCCCCCCUGAGCUUUCCCACUUGGAUCCCAGCUCCCCUACCAGGGAAGAGAGGAGGACCAAGGAUCUCUUUGAACUGGAUGAUGAAUUCACAGCUAUGUACAAAGUUCUGGAUGUGGUAAAGGCUCACAAGGACUCUUGGCCCUUCCUGGAGCCCGUUGAUGAAUCAUAUGCUCCCAACUACUAUCAGAUCAUUAAGGCCCCCAUGGACAUCUCUAGUAUGGAGAAGAAGUUGAAUGGGGGUCAGUACUGCACCAAGGAAGAGUUUGUGGGCGAUAUGAAGACCAUGUUCAGGAACUGUCUUAAGUACAAUGGGGAAGGCAGUGAAUAUACCAAGAUGGCUUACAACUUGGAGAGGUGUUUUCACCGAGCAAUGAUGAAGCACUUCCCUGGGGAAGAUGGAGAUACAGAUGAGGAAUUUUGGAUCAGAGAAGAUGGGAGGCGAGAGAAGAGGAGCCGCCGGGCUGGCCGUGCCAGCACGGGCAGCGUUUGGACUCGGUCACGAGACCCAGAUGGACCAGGCAAGAGGCAGCAACGCCUGGAAAACGGAGGAAAGCCUCCACCCUAUCGAGCUGCUUCCAGGGCUCCUGCUUCUUCCUCCUCUUCCUCUUCCUCCUCCUUCUCAUCUUCCGCAGAGGAUCCCAGUGGCAACCCAGCGCAGCCUCCUCGAGAAGUGGGCCCUUCCAACGGGCGAGGCUUCCCUCGCUCUCUGCAGUACGGUGGCAUGCCCAGCCCUGCGCCGCAUCCCGGCCAGGUGAGACCAGCUGUGCCAGGAACGUUUGGUCCCCUGCGCGGAUCAGACCCCACAAAACUCUAUGGCUCACCCCGAGUGCCUGAGCCCCAUCCCGGAGACCCGGUCCAGCAGCACCAGCACUUUGCUAUGCAGCCGGCCGUGGGACUGAGUGAGCACCGUGGGCACAGGCUGGCUGCCCCAGAGAAGCAGGCGUGCGCAGGACCCACCCAGGUUGCCAGCCUUGGCCCGCGGCCGGGCACGCUGCAGCUGGGCCGUGUGAGUGGCCCCCCGCCGGACGCAGUCUACCCACCGGCCCAGUUCCAGCAGGGCUUCCUACCCCCCAGGCACAACGGACCCCCUGUGAGGCCGCCGGAGGGCUCGGAGGUUGCCCCAGGGCACAUGUACCGGCCCUACAAGUACCUGAACCGCACACACCCAGCCCUGUGGAACGGCAGCCACAGCCCUGCCAGCCAGGGUGCAGUGGGGCCAGAGGAGAAGACACCCGUGGGGCCGGGGCCCUCGCUGCAGCCCCGUGCCCUGGGUCAUAUGGUGGACCCCCGGGCCAUGAGGCAGCCGCUGCCUCCCAGCCAGUGGACCGAGCAAUCCAAUUUCCUACCUCACGGGGUGCCUCCCUCAGGAUUUAUCAGACCACCUGGGAAAGCUUCCAGCCAGAGGAUGCCGCAGCCACCGACCACUCUGUUUGGGGGCCCACCUCAAGUUCAAAGAGGAUGCCAGGGCGGGGACUCCAUGAUGGACAGCCCAGAGAUGAUCGCCAUGCAGCAGCUGUCCUCUCGCGUGUGCCCACCGGGUGUGCCUUACCACCCUCGCCAGCCGCCCCCUCCGCACCUCCCUGGACCUUUCCCCCAGCUGGCUCACGCUGCCUCUGCCACCAGCAUGCAGCCUCCCAAACCCGUUGUGGGGAAUGGGAGCUCGCAGGAUCCAACCAGUCAGACCAUGGAGACAGAAAGCAACCAAGUGGAGCCACCAGCAGGUAUGGAUGAGAAGGCUCAGUGCAUCGGCAUUCCCGACGGGGCCUACACCAAACUCCUACCUCAUUCCAAGCCCCCACUGCCCAUGGAGUGCACCAGGCGCGCCUUGCCCCCCGACGGGGAUGGGGACAGCUCCGGCAUGAAGGGUGACCUGAAGGCAGGACAGGGCAAGGGCACGUGGCCAGCAGAAAGUGGAUAUGCUGGUGGCCCAGGCUGCGUGAGGGACCUGGUGCCCACCUCUGAGAGAGGGGGUCCCCUGCCUGAGAACGGGGCUGCAGGUGAGGGACCAGUGGCUGGCACCGAGGGGAAAGGCUUAGCCACCAACCUGUUGGAGAAACCCCUCUGCAGCAGUGGGAAGGCUCUGCCUGAUGCGACUGUGCCUUGCAUGGGGCAGGGCAGCAGCCUCCCUGGUGUGGACUCUGGCUCCAUGGGGGCUGCCCCCAAUCAGUUCCAUCCUCUCUACAUGCCCGGUCUGGAAUACCCAAAUUCAGCUGGGCGGUACCACAUCAACCCAGGCCUGCAGGGGUUCAGCCCCAUGAUGGGGGGAAAGCCGCCACCACCACCACCUCCUCCUGCUUCCCACCCCCAGCAUUUUUCCCCACGGGGUUUCCAGCCCAGCAGCACCCACCCUGGCGUCUUCACCCGGUAUCGACCUCCUCAGGGCAUGCCCUACCCCUACCAGCCGCAGCCUCAACCUUCUUACCACCACUAUCAGCGAUCGCCCUACUACGCCUGUCCGCAGGGCUACUCAGACUGGCAGAGGCCUCUCCACCCUCAGGCCAACCCCAGUCCCCACCCGCCCCUGGGCAGACCCCCUUUCCCAGACAGGGGGGCUGCCAGCAGCUUGCAGGGCUGCGAGGCACUGAGCGCUGCCCUAGCCUCUCCCAGCCGCAUGGACCAAGCGAGUGCCAAAGAGGUUUCUCCGAGUGAUGGGCAGGAUUUGGGGCCCGAAGAGGAAAAGUCUGAGGAGCCCCAGGAUAGACCGGAGAGUCCCAAAGAGUUCCUUGAUUUGGACAACCACAACGCAGCCACAAAGAGGCAAAGCUCGGUGGUGGCAGGGGAGUUCCUCUACGGAGCUCCUCCGCCACACUUGGGUUCAGGGAUGGGAUUCAGCCCAGCAGCUUUCCCUCCCCACGGGAUGAUGCUACAGACUGGCCCUCCUUAUGCAUCCCGCCAUCCUGCCAGUCAUUUCCAGCCCAGGACAUACGCAUCACCUAUGAAUGCUCACCUGUCUCAUCAUCCAGCCUCUGGACAGACCAAUGGCCUCUCUCAGGAGGGACCCCUGUACCGCUGCCGGGACGAGAACGUUGGUCACUUUCAGGCCUUGCUGAUGGAGCAGAGAGGCAGUGGAGGUGGCAUGGGGGGGCCACCCCAGGACUUGUAUAGACCCUCAGGAAUGCAAAUGCAUCAGGCUCCAGUUCCCUUCCCGAAGAUGCCUACAGCAACUAUGUCCCGGGAAGAUUUGACAUCACAGAAACCAUCAGCGUUGCCUCUGGAUCAAAGCUAGUCCAAGGAAGGAAGGACCUCAUGAAGAAGAAAGCCACGCGUGAUUUGGACAAGGGGGAGGAAGACCUGCCCUUCCUCCCACCCUCCCCUUGCCCAAGCAGCAUGUAGCUUCCCGGGUCCGUGGAACGUGGUGCCGUGACGGCUUUUGUGUUGGAACCCUGGAGCAGUGCUGGGCUGCAGCCAGCCGAGCCGCUGGCUUGCCCCACCGCAGAGCAGGCAUCCAAACUCGUGGCUUUCUGUGACCGGAGACUGCAUCUCGUUCAGGGUUUGAGGGGUUUGGGGGUUGGGUGGGGAGGGAG